GACCCUAACAGGUAACUACUUGAACGUUUCCUACUAAGACACCACAGUUUACGAGGAUACCCUGAACGCAGCAGACUCCCGUUUUCACGGAGACAACAAUCACACGAAGAAGAGCGGGGGGACUCUCAAAAUGGUCGAGUGAGAGCAGACGAUGCCAGUUAUGAGUCAAAGCAGUCCCUGUCUGUGGACUCAGCUCCCCCAGAGCAGACCGAGCCCGUGUGACCGCUACAAGCACGCCUGCUGCAGCUACGACGGACAUGUCUACAUCCUGGGAGGAAGAGAGAACAGCUGUCUGAGGGACUUCUGGAGGUACAGCGUGGUGUGUAAUGAGUGGACUGAGCUGAGCUGCACCGGUGAGGCUGCCCCAGAAGAACUGGAGGAACAUACAAUGGUGGCUCAUGAGGGCUUCCUGUAUGUGUUUGGAGGCAUGCUGGAUUCUGCAUACACCAAGUGGAGAUGUUCCCUCUGGGUGUUCGACAUCGCAAAGCAGAAGUGGGUGCACUCUCAGGGAAAGAAGAGCUCCCCUCAGACCCAGAUGCCUUCCAACAGAAAAGGACACAGCGCCGUGGUGCUGGGCUCUGACAUGCUGCUGUACGGAGGUUUUGUCGACAUGAAAGGAUCCUCGCAGGAGUUUUGGAGAUUAGAUUUUGACACCAUGAAGUGGUCCAUGCUCAGCAGCUCUCAGCAGGCCUCAUCGGGACCAGGACCCAGACACAGUCACUCUGCCAUGGCCUACCAGAGCUGCAUGUACCUGUUUGGAGGCCUGAAAGGUUUGCAUGAGCAGAGAGACCUCUGGAGGUGGAACUCCACCAACUGUACAUGGAGUUCACUCAAAAAUAAGUCGGGUCCCUCCAGACUGAUGGGACACUCAGCUGUGGUCUACAAAGACAGUAUGCUGCUCUUUGGAGGAGGGAGGAGCCAGAACUCUCCAAAGAACUCCCUGUACAGGUACAACUUCACCUCUCAGACAUGGACGCAGGUUCCCAUACUCCUGGGCUCCACCCCUCCAGAUAAGAUUCACCACUGCUGCGUCGGGCUCGGUCCAAGCUACAUGUCCAGCACCAGCAGUUCGAGCUCAGAAGUCAUACCCAGACUGCUGGAUGACAAAACAAGACCCUUUAAGAACAAGUGUUUUCCUGCUCCGCUCACUUUCCUGGGCUCAGACGGAGCGAUAGAGAUGGAGACGUUCAGCCUCCUGGACAGAUGCUACACGAGACUCACACCAGCGUCAGAGCUGGACAACAGAACUGAGAGUUUGCUGGGGAAAGAAGCCCAGAGGACCGGAAACUGUCUGAGUUUUGAAAACAAGGCUUUCAAGAAACAGUGGAGCUGCACGGAGGAGGAGCUGCUUCAGGAGGAAGAGGAGGACGGAGAUAUAGCUCAGCAUCUGCCGGAUCUGCUGCUGGUGCUGGGGGGAAGACCCUGCGCCACACACAGCCCCAUCUCCAUCUGGCAAAUGACUCUGAGUGAAUCCUAACAGCCUGAGAACUAACUCCACUAACAGCUUAUAUUUUUGUAUGAAUAAUAAACAUCAGUAUUAUAUUGUCACACACCUUUGUUUAACACCUUUAAAGUGUUAACAUGAAACACAAUGACAUAUUAUUUUAUUUGUGGUGACUUUUAUGUUUUUAAGUGUCUUUAUUUUGCCUCAUCGCAGUGAGCAAAAGAAACGUCUAGAAAUUGUCAAGAAACUUAAAAUCCAUAACACAAUAAUAAUUAUUACAUUACCUCUGCUUUAACGAUGUUUGACUGUCAUCUAAAUAGUGUCAUAGUGACUAACAGGAGGGACAUUAUUGAAACACUGCCAUGACAACAUGCCUGUCAGAUGAAACACGUGAAGAUGACAUGCCUAAUGUUCACUGCUCACCACAGUUCAACAUGUGGCAGGAUGCACCUUCACAUUAGUUACAUCUAAACAGACACAUGUAUUCAUGUAUAUGGAAGCAAAUAGGUUAAAAUUAAAAAGAAAAUUUGAAAAUUGAAUUGAAUUAACAGAAAAGCUUUUUAAUUUUCCAAAACAUGUGCACAUUAUUUGACUCAUAAAUUAAAUUAAUAUUCAAUAAUCCUAUUUGCAUUUUAGUUUUCAUCUUCAACAAUUCAAAUUGUUUUUCACAAUUAAAAUGAAAAAGAAAAUGACAUUUGCUUUUUAAUUUUCAAUAAAUGCCCCUCUAAAUUAUUAUCAUACUUCAAAUGAAAAAGACAAUUCGAAAAAUAAAAUGCAUUCACAGAAAUGCUUUUCAUUUUCAGAAUGGAUGCACAUUUUUUUACUCAAAAAUAAAAUGAAAAGGCAAUCAUACCUUUGUCAUUUUAACUUUCAUGUUAAAGCUUGCACAUUCUGUAACACAAUUACAAUUAAAACGAAAAGGACAUUGCUUUUUCGUUUUCUAAUGUGCCCUGCCAAAUCUGUCAAAAUAUUCACACCAACACGAGAAUGAAAUUGCAAUGUGCACGGCGCAGAAAAGUGACGUCAGACUUCACCUCGCAGUCUGACUGCUUUUUGGUGGUGGUUUCUUUAACGCUGGUGCGAUCUGUUAGCCAAUGAGGUCCACAGAUUAAGAGAAUGAUGCGCAGAGAAUGAUUUGUCUUGUUUGCUUCCUUUGAAAUGUUGUUUUUUAUGUCUACAUGAAGAGUAUACAUGAUAUGUCAGAAGACUUGAGUCCAAGAGCUUCAGUGGUGACAUUUUGUAUCCCUAAAAAGAUUUACAGAACACAUACGCAAAGAGAGGAGAAGCCUCUGUAAAGUUUGAAUUACUUCCACACAUCACCAAAUCUGGUAGAGUCAAAUUUACCAAGAUGGAGAACAUAUGAUUACCUUUAAUAAAACCUAAUGGAUGAUUUGGUACCAGCUUAAGAAUUAGGCAUCAGGUCGGUCAUUGACCUUAUGGAUUUCACACAUGGAAGGUCAACAUCAAUGGCUGUGGUCCAGUUUGAGUAUCUUAUUUCAUAUGUUCCACAGACGUGUGUGAGAUUAAGUCACGCUGUCACUUGUUCAUGAAAUGUUACAAAUAAAUAUGCUUAUAAAAUCA
Notolabrus celidotus (New Zealand spotty) is the source of this 3025-nucleotide messenger RNA. RefSeq names its product ras guanine nucleotide exchange factor F (gene klhdc3l). NCBI's taxonomy places the organism in Eukaryota, Metazoa, Chordata, Actinopteri, Labriformes, Labridae. Gene Ontology annotation, cellular component: Golgi apparatus. The record is from RefSeq and is a predicted model, not a curated record. Gene Ontology annotation, molecular function: protein binding. The transcript is spliced from 8 exons. The coding region runs from base 152 to 1477 and encodes 441 amino acids.